AUCGACCAGCGGCACCCUUGGCACAAAACCCCUGCAGAAGCUUCGAAGGAGAUGUUGUCCCGAGUUGCUCAAAGCCUCCGAAGUGGAAGCCGUGUGGCCGCACCCAUCGCUGGAGCCUUGCGGAACAGCUUCACCGUGGUGCAGGAGGCCACUCCGCGACUGAACCGCUGUGAGCUCUAUGUGCCUGGCACCCAAGCCAAGAUCAUCCCAAAGGCAGCCAAGUCUGCGGCCGACGUGGUGGUGAUGGACCUGGAAGAUUCCGUGGCCAUUGGAGAAAAGGAGGUGGCUCGAAAGAACGUGAUCCAAGCAUUGAAGGAAGUCGACUUUGGUAACAAGACGGUAGCAGUCCGUAUCAAUGGCCUCUACAGUCACCACAUGUACCGCGACGUGGUGGACAUCAUCGAGCAGGCGGGAGAACGAUGCGAUGUUUUCAUCAUCCCCAUGGUGGGUGUGGACAAGGACGUCUACAUGGCCGAUGCCCUGGUGAGUCAAGUGGAGACCGCUGUGGGACGAAAGAAGAAGUUGGGCUUCGGCCUCAUCAUCGAAGCAACCAUGGGCAUGAUGAACGUCCACGAGAUCGCCGCCGCCUCCAAGCGCAACGAAUCGCUGCACUUCGGCGUGGCGGAUUACAGCGCGUCGACCAAGAGUCGCACCACGAACAUCGGAGGCCCCAACAAACUCUACGGGGUGCUCACCGACAAGGAUGGCGACAAGCCUCGCGACUUCGUCUGGGGUGACCCCUGGCACUACGCCAUGUCCCGCAUCGUGGUGGCUGCACGGGCCAACGGCCUGCGACCUGUUGACGGCCCCUUCGGCGACAUCGCGGACCCCGACGGCUACCGCGCCCAGUGCAAUCGGGGUGCUGCCUUGGGGAUGGAGGGGAAGUGGGCCAUCCAUCCCAGCCAGGUGGCAAUCGCCAACGAGGUCUUCAGCCCUGGUGAGGCGGAGGUGACCCAAGCCCGACGUGUGUUGGAGGCUAUGGAGAAAGCUCAGAGAGAGGGCUUGGGCGCCGUGUCGUUGGAUGGCAAGCUGGUGGACAUCGCUUCCAUCAAGCAGGCUGAAGCGAUUGUGAAGAAGGCGGAAGCGAUUGCAGCCAUGUGAGGCACCAGCCAACCUGGCAGGACCCCAGCAUGCUGCUGGAGGUGGUAUGACUGGUGAAUGCCAAUUCUUCCCUGGCGGAGUGUAUUCGCCAGUGUCGUGAGAUUUUCAUAGUUUUUCGUUCUAUUUUAGGUCGCCAACGGCUGACGACAGCUAAAUUUAAAGGGCAGAUUGGCCCGUGCCGUUUCUUCUUGACUCUGUUCCAACGAAACUUGAGGCG
Cladocopium goreaui is the source of this 1318-nucleotide messenger RNA. The record is from the annotation of a GenBank genome assembly. Lineage: Eukaryota; Dinophyceae; Suessiales; Symbiodiniaceae.